UCUUAUGCCAUCUGCCCAAAUGCUGGGUCUUCACUCCUAUCCCCCCGUUCCCCAUUAAACUCCCUCACCAGACCAUCCCUGCCACAGUCACCAUACUCAUCAUGUCAAGCCGAAGGAAGUCGUCCAACCCCUGUGUGCUCCGUGCAACCAGUUUCACUGCAGAAGACUCAGUGGAAACGGAUGUUUCAGCAAAGACCGUGUUGGGCAGAUAUUCACCUGUGCCGCUCACAGCAGACGAAAACUGCACAUCACUGAAUGAUAUGGAAGAGGAGCAGUCCGAGGGGGGUUCUGCAUCGGAGCAGAACUUUAGAGAUCAUGAGUCUGAAGGUCCAGUCAGUACACUCUACCUUUGUACCAUCUGCGAUUUCAGUACCAACAAGUCUGACUCCCUCUCAUGUCAUAAUAAAGUUCAACACCCAGGUGAGAGCCAUUUUAAGGUCAGGCAUAUCAAUCUGGAUAGCCAAAGUAUCUUGGAGCAAACCAUUGAGAGUGAGAAUGAAGGAUCCCUUCCAGACAUCAUAUACGACUCCGGACUGUUUGGAGACUCCAGCAAUCCAGAAGAUGAAGAAACUGGAAAGACACCAAUGGAAAACAGCAGCAUUUUGGAGAAAGGACUGGAUGUGGAGAAGGAGCUGGACAGUCCAGUGCUGAAGGAUGAGAUCAGAGCUGUGAGGGUAAAUGGUACAAUCAUUAUUCCAGAGCCUACGAGUCACGUAACACCUCUGCUACAGCGACCUCCCAAUCUCAGCACCUCUCCAACAAUCGCAGUUCCUAUUCACACCAACAAGUACAACCCCAUAUUGGACAGCAAUGUCAGCCUGAUCACAUCAUUUAGCCGAUUCCCAUAUCCGACCCACGCAGAGCUCUCCUGGCUCACUGCUGCUUCCAGGCACCCUGAGGACCAGAUCAAGGUAUGGUUCACCACUCAGCGACUGAAGCAGGGCAUCACCUGGUCCCCUGAAGAAGUGGAAGAAGCCCGUAAGAAGAUGUUCAAUGGCAGCAUAGCACCUGCACACCAGAUCUGUAAAAUCUGGCCUGCACCAUUUGGAGGACCACUCAACCCUUGUCAAGCUACUUGUCAUGGAUUUGGGCAGACCAGCCUUGCAUCAAACAUCACAACUGAUAGAUCGCCUACUACUUGUACGCCUGGCAUUGCUACAGCAGUCUGUCAGGCACAGACGCUUAAGCGCACUCUAGGAACUCCACUCUUGGCUUCAGAAGUCAAACGCCCAACCGGAGACCCCAAAGAGAGUCUGCGCAUGCCCCCUCCACCAGCUCCACCUUCAGAAAGACUCGCUAUCGCUUCUUCUUCUGGGCUUUCAGAGACUAGAACAUCUAGCCCUGAUUCUUUGGUGGCCUCAGACAUGAAGAGACCUGUUGCUGCACAUUUUGUCCCACCUAAAGGGAACCCCCCAAUGGCUCAAUCUAAAGAGAAGAUACCUGUGGCAUUUCCUUCAGAGCUGCCCAAAGAAAGACUCCCUUUGUCACCCAUAGUGUCCACCAAUCUCAAAAGAUCUGUAAUUGAUCAGCAAAUGAGAAAUCAUACUUCACCCUCUUCGUUUGUUGCUAAAAACAAGUUUGGUAAUGGUAUAACCAUGACCUUGGCACCAGCUGUGGCGACCCCACAAGAGAGUAAGCCAAUGAUCAUGCAGACUCCAUCGGCCGUGCCUCUGUCCUCGUCCCCGACACCAGUCCUUCAGUGUAAAUCUAUAGAGCCAUCAGCUGCUCCAGCAUUCACAGGCUUCAGUAGUCCGAAUGGCAAAGAAAUGCUCCAUGGGGAUGCUAAGCAUUGGUAUUUCGAUCAAACUACAAAUUCCCAGAAUGAUUCCCUGAACUCACGUGUUGAAUUUGCUCUGAGGGAGCGUUCAGUUCCCACUCAGUUUCCUCUGCUAGAGAGAGUGAAGGACAAGAGUCCUGGACAAAUGAAGCUUCUAGAGGAGAGUUUUCAGAGGAACAGUUUCCCGUCCUAUAAUGAGGUCGAACAGCUCGUGAUCACCACUAGAAUGGCCAGAGAGGAAAUCGAAAGCUGGUUCUUGGAGCGCAGAGCACUUCGAGAUGAUUUGGAACAAGCCCUGCUAAACUCCAUGGGCUCUAAACGGGAGUCCCAGCAGACUCUCCUCAAUGGAGCUCCGAGACGUUCUGGCAACCUUUCCUUCAGCCCCGUGCCUCAAGUCAGCAAGUCUGCGAACCUUCUCAAAAAUGUCUUUGUCCAGAACCGAUGGCCUUCGCCCAUAGAGUUCAGGCAUCUGGAGAUGCAGGCGCGGUUGGCUCGCACAGAACUUGUCCGCUGGUUCAGAGAUAGUCGGCUACCUCAGCAGGGCCGCGUCCUAGACCGGAAGGAGAUGUUUGGAGAGCGGAACGUCGCAACAAAACGACCGCUGAGAGAAGAGAACACCAAACCCAGCAGCCCAGAGAUCGAAAACUGGUUUGGCAACACGGGGAGCAACGGGGAGCGGAUUGGUGAGGGCAGAGAGGACUGUGAAGGGAACACAUGUGAGCUGUUCUCAGACACAGAUUAGAAGAUGGAAGGUGAGAAGCGGCGCUCAUCGAAGCGCUUUAGGAACCACUGAUGUCACUUCUGCUCUCGUUCUGCGUGGCACAAAGGCGUCAGACUGGAGCAUUGUGGGAAUGUUGUUGUAAUGUUGUGUGUAUGUUUCAAACGCACUGAGGAAACGUGUGUGUGCGCUGGAGUCGCUGCGCAUCUGUACCUGCAAACGUACCUGUACUGCAGAUAUGCUGCAGAUCUGUACAUUUUAAUGGCAUAUUUUGUUACAUUUUAUAAUGGGAACAAGUUUUGGCUGUUUUUUAGUGGACAUUUCCUAACCGUCUGUGGAAGGAGAUGCCAGGAAGCUUCUCUGGACACAUGACCGGCGACAGCCCAUAAUAUGAUUCUUCUAUACAGACGGGACUCUUUAUUGACAGAACACACUGUUGAUUACGCUCACAGAUGGAGUCAUGAUUCUCUCUUCUGCUGGUAAACACACACAUCAGCGCUGAUGUUUAAGCUGGUUUGUUUGCAAUCUACACACACAAACGCUCGCUCGUAAUGAACUGUUUCUCUGCUGUAUCUGCAUCUGUCUGAAACGCUCACGCUCUCUUCACACACAGACCGCCGCUGGAAUCCAAUAAAAUGCAGCCAGAUUUAUGCUGUUUGUUUGAGAUGCCAUUGCUGUAUGAUAGGCCAUAUGAAGCUUGUUUCCCUUCGUUUUGCUCCAUAGAUUCUCUUCAGACUCGUAAUAGCAGAUCAUGAUGAAUCUGAGCGACGGAAAUGUCUCGCAGACGCCUCGAGGCCAAAAACACCCAACACACGCACAGACUUUGGGAUAUUUCUCAUUACUGUGUGCUGUGGCGUAAACAUUCCCCACAUUUAGAAGUCGAGUGAACUAACACUUUAAUCCUUCCUGCUGAUUGUUUUUGCUUUUAGGCAGUUUUGGGUCACGACUGAGACGGAACUGAGAUUUCACACGUUACAUCACAAAUACAGAGGAUUAUGUAAUGUGUGUUUCAUAAUGUUGGACAAACGCAUGAUCUGUUCUUCAGAGAGGUCAGAGUCUGGAGGAUUGUGGGUAGUGUAGUACUUCAGCUCAGUUUGGUUUAAUGUGAAAAUCAACUUCUCUGUGGUGAGAAACUGGUAUUUUGACCUGUUGUGCUUAGUUCAGAGAGAAACACAGAACCGCUGGGUCGAGGAUGAGGAACGCUGGAAGG
This is a messenger RNA of Sinocyclocheilus rhinocerous, 3705 nucleotides long. RefSeq names its product zinc fingers and homeoboxes protein 2-like. Gene Ontology annotation, molecular function: DNA binding; DNA-binding transcription factor activity, RNA polymerase II-specific. Gene Ontology annotation, biological process: regulation of transcription by RNA polymerase II. Bases 102 to 2519 code for a protein of 805 amino acids. Gene Ontology annotation, cellular component: nucleus. The record is from RefSeq and is a predicted model, not a curated record. The transcript has 2 exons. Lineage: Eukaryota; Metazoa; Chordata; Actinopteri; Cypriniformes; Cyprinidae.